Micromonas pusilla CCMP1545 is the source of this 2625-nucleotide messenger RNA. RefSeq lists its product as uncharacterized. Lineage: Eukaryota; Viridiplantae; Chlorophyta; Mamiellophyceae; Mamiellales; Mamiellaceae. Gene Ontology annotation, molecular function: ATP binding; double-stranded RNA binding; helicase activity. The record is from RefSeq and is a predicted model, not a curated record. The transcript has a single exon. Bases 1 to 1956 code for a protein of 651 amino acids. Gene Ontology annotation, cellular component: intracellular anatomical structure; nucleolus. Gene Ontology annotation, biological process: positive regulation of transcription by RNA polymerase I.
AUGGACGACGAGACGCGAGCGCGACGGAGGCGCGAGCUCCUCGAGGGACGGAAGCGGCUGCCGAUGUACGCCACGCGAGAGCGCCUGCUUCGCGAGCUCGAGGAGAACGAGACGCUGAUCGUCGUCGGCGAGACCGGAAGCGGGAAGACGACGCAGAUACCGCAGUUCGCGCACGAGGCGAACCUCGCGAGCGGGCGCGUCGUCGCGUGCACGCAACCGCGUCGCGUCGCGGCGAUAUCCGUCGCGCGUCGCGUCGCGGAGGAGACCGGCACGGAGCUCGGCGACCUCGUCGGGUACGCGAUCCGCUUCGAGGACGUCUCGAGCGCGGCGACGCGGAUCAAGUUCCUCACGGACGGGAUGCUCCUGCGCGAGUGCAUGGUGGACGCGGAGUUGAACAAGUACGGCGUCGUGAUGAUCGACGAGGCGCACGAGCGCACGCUGCAGACGGACUUCCUGUUGGGCACGAUACGAGGCGUGCAAGAGCGUCGCCGCGGCACCGACGCGCCGCUGAAGAUCGUCGUCAUGUCCGCGACGUUGGAGGCGUCGUCGUUCUCGAGCUUCUUCCACGACGCGCCCGUCGUGUACGGCAGAGGACGGACGUUCCCCGUGGAGACGUUUUACGUCGAGGAGCCGGAGGACGAUUACCUCGAUGCCGCAAUGUGCGCGGUGUGUCAGAUCAACGAGGACGAAGAGGAAGGGGACGUCCUCGUGUUCUUGACCGGGCAGGAGGAGAUCGAAUCCUUGGGGAGGCUCCUCAGAGCGCGCUCGAAGCUCGCGAACGCGGCGAGCGGCGUCAGGAGAUUACACGUCGUCUUGUUGUUCGCCGCGCUGCCGCCGGAGGAGCAGAUGCGGGUGUUCGAACCGACGCCGCCGGGGUCGAGGAAGAUCGUCCUCGCGACGAACAUCGCGGAGACGUCGCUGACGAUCAACGGGAUCAAGUACGUCGUCGACUGCGGGCUGACGAAGCAGCGGAUAUACCACCCGAGGAGCGGCGUGGACGAGCUCGUCGUCUCGCCCGUCGCGGUGUCGCAAGCGAUGCAACGCGCCGGUCGCGCCGGGCGCGAGGGCCCGGGGAAGUGUUUUCGGCUGUACUGCGAGUCCGUGUUGAACUCUCUGGAGCCGCACGUCAAGCCGGAGCUUCUGAGGACGAACCUCGGCGGCGUCGUUUUGCAGCUGAAGGCGAUGGGGGUCGACGACGUCUUGUCGUUUCCGUUCAUCGACGCGCCGCCGAAAGAGGCGCUCGUGCGCUCGUUAGAGCUCUUGUUCGCCCUCGGCGCGCUCGGGAAGGACGGAAAGCUCACCUCGGUCGGGAAGAAGAUGUCGCGGUUCCCGCUCGAACCGAUGGCCGCGAAAGCGAUCAUCGCCGCCGCGAACGAAGGCUGCGGCGAGGACACCGUCGCCGUGCUCUCGAUGCUCACGACGGACAGCGUGUUCAAGCAGCACGAGAGAGGCGCGGGGGGCGUCCGGGAGAAGAACACCGCGCGGGAGCAGCACGCGAGGAAGGAAGGCGACCACGUCACGUUCUUGGAGGUGUUUCGAGCGUUUCAAGGGUGCUCGCCGAAGCGAAGGAAGGAGUGGGCGUCGUCCAACGGCGUGCACCUCCGGUCGAUGCUCAAGGCGCUCGACAUCUUCAAGCAACUGUCGCGCGCGGCGGAGGGGGAGGGCGUGGAGAUGAAGUCGGCCGGGUCCGCGACCGCGCCGCUGCUGCGAUCGCUCGUGUCCGGCUACUUCCUGAACACGGCGAGGAAACAGGCGGACGGAAGCUACAAGACGAUGUCCACGGGGCAGCGGCUCGUGAUUCACCCGUCGUCGAUUUUGUUUCACUCCGCGCCGGAGAUGAUCCUGUUCAACGAGCUCGUGAAAACGAAUCGGCUGUACGCGCGGGACGUGUCGUCGAUACAGCCGGAGUGGCUCGCGGAGCUCUCGCCGAACGUGUUUUCGAUUAGGAAAGAAUGAUCAUCAAGAAGAACGAAUAGCUAUCAUACCGCGCGCGCGUCGUCACAUGUCAAAGUCGGGGGUUUGAUUCGCGCCGCCGAGGAUGUCCUUCAUGCGCGUGAUCUCCACCUUCGCGUCUCUGUUCUUCGGCUCUAACCGAAGCGCGCACUCGUAGUCUUCGAGGGACUCUAAGUAGUUCCCCGAUACCGACCGCGCGGCGCCGCGUCGGAGGUACGCCUUGACGUUCUUCGGGUCGAGCUUCAGCGCUUUCGUGCAGUCGUCCUCCGCGUCUUCGUACCCGCCGAUUUUCAGACGCGUCAUCGCUCGGUUACUCAGGACGAUGGACUGCCACUUCGCGUCCGCGUCGUUUCCUCCUCGCUGGAGCGCUUCCGUGUACGACGCGAUCGCGUUCUCGAACUUUCCCUCCUUGAACUGUUUGUUCCCGCGCGCUUUCGCUUCCUCCCCGGCUGGCGCCGCCGCGGGCGCCGCCGCCGCGGGCGCCGCCGCCGCCGCCGCGUUCUUCGGCGCCGCCGUCGCGGCUCCUCGCCGCUCCGGGCGGUCCAUCUCCGCCUUGACGAUCAUCGGAAACGCGUUCAUGAUCGACGUGCUCCACGCGCGCGCGGCGUCGAGCAGCAUCGCGUCCUGCCCCGCGCCCGCGAUGAACGAGAGCGCGUACGGCCCUUUGUUAUC